GACGUUAUUUACCAUAACCUCCGACUUGCAACCUUAAUUACCUCUGAUAGUAUUAUACUAGUUUCGCCUACGUGUAAUACUUACUAAUCGUAAUUCAGUAGUACAUCUACAUCAUCGUGCGAAAAGUGUGAAUAAAAAUAGAGAUCGCUGGCAUUCAAUGAUUUGAAUUGUAUAGGGGAACUACAUUCUAUAAGAUAACAAUACGCAGAUAUACCUUACCGAUGGAAAAUAUAACAAGUAUUACUAACAAUGUCAUAAAAAGAUAUGAUAAUGUUUCCAGUUCAGUGCAAUUAAUGAAAACUCCCGUUUUAUUGGCCACAUAUAUAGUGCUUUACUGUGUUAUAUUCAUAUUAGGUUUGAUCGGAAACUGUCUGGUUGUAUUUGUUGUUAUGCGUAAAAAGGAGAUGAGGACUGUUAUCAACAUCUUUAUUACAAAUCUUGCUGUUUCUGAUAUUCUUUUGUGUUUACUAGCUGUACCGUUUACUCCAAUAUCAUAUUACUUGCAAUCAUGGGUAUUUGGAGAAGUUUUUUGUCGUUUAGUACCAAUGACCUUAGCCAUUUGUGUGUACGUGUCAACACUAACAUCUACCAUUAUUGCAGUUAUUCGGUAUAGAGCAAUUGUAUAUCCUUUAAAACCGCCAUUGCAGAUUUCCCACUGUUUAAGGAUUAUUUUUAUCAUUUGGCUAAUAUCAAUUUCAAUAUCAGUUCCUCUUGGAGUUUACUCGAGACUAACUGAAAAUAGAGAUGGAUCUAUCAGAUGUGUAGAAAGAUGGCCGACCGAUCAAUCAUCACGAAUAUUCAGCAUAACUUGUCUUCUGUUUCAAUAUAUUGUGCCUUGCUCCAUUAUUAUGUUUAGUUAUACAAGCGUUUCGUUAGUUUUAAAAACACGUAUUCAGUCUAAUCAUUUAAAUCAAUCAAAGACUAAAAAGCAAGAAGAGAUAGAUAUGAAAAGAAAACAGCGUACGAAUAAGAUGUUGGUCACUAUGGUUACUGUUUUUGUUUGUUGUUGGCUGCCUCUGAAUAUAACAAUUACCGUAGCGGAGUAUAUAUCGUCUUUCUCAAACUGGCACUACUACACACUAUGUUUCUUCAGUGCUCACAUAGUAGCAAUGAGUUCUGUGGUAUACAAUCCAUUUCUUUACGGCUGUAUGAGUGACAAUUUCAAAAAAGAAUUUAUGUCACUAAUGUAAAGUGGUGGUAAUUAAAGAGUGAAUAUUCAAAAUCAGUAGUAAUUAUGUCAUUUGACAAUAUCUGAUAAACAUGAUUGUUGAAGACACUAAAGA
Molecule: messenger RNA, 1283 nt
Organism: Mytilus trossulus (common blue mussel)
Lineage: Eukaryota; Metazoa; Mollusca; Bivalvia; Mytilida; Mytilidae
Product: neuropeptide Y receptor type 2-like
Exons: 2
Coding region: 222-1190 (322 amino acids)
Biological process (GO): G protein-coupled receptor signaling pathway
Cellular component (GO): neuron projection; plasma membrane
Molecular function (GO): neuropeptide Y receptor activity; neuropeptide binding
Source: RefSeq, a predicted model, not a curated record